CCUAAAUAAAUAUGGUUCCCAAGAGCAUGUUUUGUAAAGAGUUUCUCAGGCUUCCAAUCCAGUACAAGAGUGACUUAACAGGACUCCAGUCCACCACUAUGAAGAAAAGUUGUGUUCUGUUCCUCUUGGGUUUCACCUUCCUGGUUCUGAUUGGAGUUCAAGGAACUCCAAUAAUGAGGAAUGGACGCUGUUCUUGCAUCAGCAGCACCCAAGGGAAGAUCCACCUACAAUCCUUAAAAGACCUUAAACAGUUUUCCCCAAGCCCUUCCUGUGGGAAGACUGAAAUCAUUGCCACAAAGAAGGAUGGGACUCAAAUAUGUCUAAAUCCGGAUUCAACCAAGGUGAAAGAAUUGGUAGAAAAGUGGAAAAAACAGAUUAGCCAAAAGAAAAAGCAAAAGAAAGGGAAAAAACAGCGCAAAGUCAAGAAAUCUCUCAAAAAGUCUCAACGUCCUCAUCAAAAGAAGACUGCAUAAAAACCACUUUGCCAACAAGUAUUUUCUUUGUUAGAAUCUUUUUUUUACAAAAACUCAGAAAUAAUUACAAAAGCAGAUGCCAUCUAAUACAGAUUUGUUAAUUUGACUAGCAAAUAUUAAGUGUUAUGAAAUUGUAACUGAAGUUAUAAAGUUGAUUUAAAAACCUGAGUGUUAAGAAUUGAUGGAUGUCAUAUUUUUGUUUGUCUUUCCACCCCCACCCAUCUGAAUUUCAUCAUGCUCAAGAACAUGCUUUUAGGAAUGCCUGCAUCUGGACAGAUGACCACACCACCACAUCCCACACACAACAGCUGCCUGGGAGAGUGGCCCAAGGCAUCCUGAGUCACAGACUGCAACCCCUGGGGAGUGUUGGGAGGCACAUUAUUAAUCAGUAAGACCCAAGACUGUCAGUGUGCUGGUGAGCCAAGCAGCUUGGAAUUGAGCUGGACCCUGCCAAGCUGCCAUGGCCAUGGGCAUCUAUGUGCCAGUCAGCCUGCAGGCCUCACACCCAAUGCGUCUGGGAGAUCCCUGCCCGCUGUCGCUGGGGAUCCACCACUGGAGAUCACCAGUGCUUGGCCUUUAGAGUCUUCUUUCUGGCUUCUGUGGCCAUGUGACUCCAUCUUUCCUGCUCAGAUGACCACAUCAUCCCCUCUGGUUCCCCUCUGCUUCAGUCAAUGCAGCUCUUUACAUCUGCCACAGUUCAGUGCCCACCUCUCCUCCACUGUGCGCCUCACACGCUCGUCCAUGGCACUCAUGCACCCCCUCUGCUCCUUCCUCAUCUUUCCCCCAACAUCCCCCGACACACACUCACCCUCGCUCCAUUCACUUUCCCAGGCUCAGUUUUUCAAGUCUUGCCUCUUCAAUAAGGCACUCUGAUUUCAUUUGCAUCCAGGACCACACAGCGAGCACUUAAUUAUAACCUAAAUAAUUUGUAUUUGUUUAUUCUUUCUUUCCAACUAGAUUUUCAGUUCCUAGAAGGCCAGAACUGUAGUUUUUUUUUUUUCUCCUGAAUUAGCCACCAUGCCUCAUAGACUAUGGGACUAGGUCGUGAAUAACUUCUUAACUGGAGUUGUUACAGGUAGGAGGGCAAUUAGAGCAUCUUCUCAGAGCAGGUGCUGGCUACUUCCGGCCACUCCUUCUCGUCUAACCCCUGGGAACCUCUUUUCUUCAUUAUCUUCAGGCCAUUGUCAUUGCAGGGACCAGGGCAUGAUGUAAUCUCCUUGUCUUAUUAUGACAGGAUGUUGAGUUGGCUUCUACACCAAAUAAGAAGCACGUGUUCAGAGCACUGGGAUGCUGUGGAUUGAUUUCAUAAACUAUACAGGACAUCUAGAAUCACAGAAUCUUCCAGGAAAGGGGACGAUAGAGAUCAGCCAGUGUCCAAUCUCUCCCCAUCCAGUUCAAACAUUCCUUCAAUAUCUAACAAGGUGGCCACGAAGACCUUUUUGAAAACUCAUUUUAGACAACAGUUGAUCAUGUUGCAGACUUUUCAAAGUAUUGUGGUCAUGAAAUAGCACACCAGCUUCCAUGAGUGUAGGGAACUGAGGAUUCCAAGAGCUGGUGAAACCAGCAUGUUCUGUUAGCAGGGGCGUGGUGGAAGUCCUGGCAGGCUCCGGGGCUUGGGAACUUCCCUAGCGUGGAAGCUGAGUGAAGUGCACAGCAGAGGAUGUCCUAGGCUCACUUCCCUGGCUACUGUCACUCCUGCUGCAGGUGAUCGUCCCAAACACCUUUAAUCAUAAAACUACUUAGCUCCUACUGUGUGACUCCUCUGAAAGACCAAAUGUUCCACAAUUUGAGAGUCUGUGAUCCAGUUACCUGGCAUCUCACAAGUAAAGUGGACACUAUUACUACUAACCAAACACCAUUAUGUAUCUAUGACAGAUAGACACUAAUCGUUUGUCAUUUAUAAGUACAUUUAUAUUCUAUUAACCAAUAGUUUUAAAAUCCAAGGCAGUACUGGCACAUAUACUUUGUACUUUGGUAUAUUUUCUUUGUUAAAAGAUGGUGAUAUCAAUAAAAAGGUCAUGAAUGAGAA
Messenger RNA from Oryctolagus cuniculus (rabbit), 2502 nucleotides. The record is from RefSeq and is a predicted model, not a curated record. NCBI's taxonomy places the organism in Eukaryota, Metazoa, Chordata, Mammalia, Lagomorpha, Leporidae.